Striga asiatica is the source of this 480-nucleotide messenger RNA. NCBI's taxonomy places the organism in Eukaryota, Viridiplantae, Streptophyta, Magnoliopsida, Lamiales, Orobanchaceae. The record is from the annotation of a GenBank genome assembly.
AUGGCGGGACGACAUGCUAAUAUAGUUGGCAGUGUACUACGUUUGGAUCCCAAUCAGAAACUGUCACCAAAACUCCGGCGGAACAGAACCGUAUCAAUCGACGGCGAGAUAGCCACAAGGACCAAUCGAGCGUACCUUGAAUCCAGCUUGAAACACCGAGCCCAUCAGUCCGACCACGGCGACCCGACCUCACCCCCUCUCCAGCCACCGUCUUCCGUCCAGCCCACUCUCGUCGAAGCACCCGAAGGAAGGGCGCAGAAAGGGGAUCUGCAAACCCUAGGCGCAUCUUUCGGCGGAGUGCUGAAGUGGAGAGACGAGGCCAAAUCGAGGUCGCGGGAAGUUGUCCGACCACGCGGACGAACAAAAAACUCGAGACCGGGGCACGCGAUCGGAUGGUUGGUCGUCUUUUGCUAUGGCAUGGCUAAGUUUGGGGUGGUCGGUGAUGCAGCCGAUGUGGCUUGGGCUGCCUGCAGUGAAUGA